ACUGGUUUAUGCUUUGUCAUCUCUUAUACUCAGGAGGAGCUAGGGUCAGGGCCGGAGGGAGGCAAUGACUAAUUCAUCACCCAAGCACCUGAGGAAAGUAGUCUUGUGUUUUAUUUCCGGCAUGCACAAAAAUUCAAGGAUGACGUAGUCUCCGACCAACAAACACCCAGAAAUGAAAGUUAAAGAGAGAAAACAAAGUACAGGCAUUUGAAGACUCCAUACAUUUUGGGAGGGUAGGGGAGGAAAAAACGAGCUUGGAUUCCACUCCUGGGUUGAUGCAACAUAUAAUCUAAAACAGGCGCUCAGGUUGAUAACUGUGCCCAGAUCCGAUCCCCGGCACACAAGAGCACAACCUUUAAAAAGAAAAAAGAAAAAGAAAAGAAAAUAGGCGUAUAUCUUUAAAGCCUGUCUUCUUAACGUGUGAUAUUUUUGUACUCCUUCGGAGGAGGGUGCAGACCUAGGGCCUUCCUAUCCAGAGAAGGCUUUUCCCCCCACCCCUCCCUGUCUUGGGGAUUAUUGAUUGGGAAGGCGAGGCUAAUUUACAUGUAAAUAAAUCUCGGUGCUGGGCAGCGGGACGGGACGUCCAGAUGCCGUGACUGACUUGCUGACGUCACGGCUUCAUUAGCAUGCGGAGGAUGCGGGCACUGCAACAGCGACUUCUCCGGCACCACCAGCCUCUCCAACCACAGUUAUUAUUAUUUUUUUUGGCCGAGCUCUACAGUUCGUGGUUCGGCGUCUUGGGCUCCUCGACCAGCUGACUGGUCGCCCCGGGUCUGGCUCGGGAUCAGUUGGUGACGCUGAAGCUGGGGUCUGUGACUUCCUGCGGAUUGAGAGGCUGGGUUCGCAGAAAGGCAGUCGGAUCCAGAGGAAGGGUAGAAGUCACACUUUUUUUUCCCCCCUUGCGCGGUGGGUGCCCAGCAGGGUCUCCAUCCAGCAGUGCUGUUUUCCACCAGCGCAUGCAGAGCCGCUCCGCCUUGAGCCUGCCUCUGGCUUCGGGAAGGGUCUAGAUUUUAAGAAGGGUUUCCAGAAGAAGAUGCUUUGGCUGCCUGUGGUCCUGCUUGCGUUCUUAGAAGCCAGACCUGGGGAGAAAGUGAACUGUGGCAACUGACAAGCUCAGAGGGUCUGGUGGAACCUUCCCCCACCCCUGAAACUGGGCAUUUUAUCCUCCCUGGAGGUAGGAAGAUCUGCCUGCACUGCAAGUGCCCUCAGGAGGAGCACAUGGUGACAGUGAUGCCCCUAGAGAUGGAGAAGACUGUCAGCAAACUCAUGUUUGACUUCCAGAGGAACUCCACGUCAGACGACGACUCGGGCUGCGCCUUGGAGGAGUAUGCCUGGAUCCCACCGGGACUGAAGCCUGAACAGGUUCAUCAGUACUACAGCUGUCUCCCAGAAGAGAAGGUUCCCUAUGUCAACAGCCCCGGAGAGAAGCUUCGAAUCAAGCAGCUACUACACCAGCUGCCGCCGCAUGACAAUGAGGUUCGAUACUGCAACUCGCUGGAUGAGGAAGAGAAGAGGGAGCUGAAGCUCUUCAGCAACCAGAGGAAACGCGAAAACUUGGGCCGCGGGAAUGUCAGGCCCUUCCCCGUCACGAUGACGGGGGCCAUCUGUGAACAGUGCGGAGGCCAGAUUAAUGGCGGGGACAUCGCCGUGUUUGCGUCGCGCGCCGGCCACGGUGUCUGCUGGCACCCGCCGUGUUUCAUCUGCACCGUCUGCAACGAGCUGCUGGUGGAUCUGAUCUACUUUUACCAAGACGGGAAGAUCUACUGUGGCCGGCACCACGCUGAGUGCCUGAAGCCACGCUGCGCAGCCUGCGACGAGAUCAUUUUUGCAGACGAAUGCACAGAAGCUGAGGGGCGGCACUGGCACAUGAAACACUUCUGCUGCUUCGAGUGCGAGACGGUGCUUGGCGGCCAGCGCUACAUCAUGAAGGAGGGAAGGCCCUACUGUUGCCACUGCUUCGAGUCCUUGUAUGCAGAAUAUUGCGACACCUGUGCCCAGCACAUAGGGAUCGACCAAGGUCAGAUGACCUAUGACGGCCAACACUGGCAUGCCACUGAGACCUGUUUCUGCUGUGCUCACUGUAAGAAAUCCCUCCUGGGGCGGCCCUUCCUCCCAAAGCAGGGCCAGAUAUUCUGCUCACGGGCCUGCAGUGCCGGGGAGGACCCCAAUGGCUCUGACUCAUCCGAUUCGGCCUUUCAGAACGCCAGGGCUAAGGAGUCCCGGCGCAGUGCCAAAAUCGGCAAGAACAAGGGCAAGACGGAGGAGCCCAUGCUAAACCAGCACAGCCAGCUGCAGGUGAGUUCCAACCGACUAUCGGCCGACGUGGACCCCCUGUCACUACAGAUGGACAUGCUCAGCCUGUCCAGCCAGACGCCCAGCCUCAACCGGGACCCCAUUUGGCGGAGCCGGGACGAGCCCUACCAUUACGGGAACAAGAUGGAGCAGAACCAGUCCCAGAGUCCCCUGCAGCUUCUCAGCCAGUGCAACAUCAGAACUUCCUACAGUCCGGGAGGGCAGGGGGCCGGGGCCCAGCCCGACAUGUGGGCCAAGCACUUCAGCAACCCCAAAAGGAGCUCAUCACUGGCCAUGAAGGGGCACGGUGGCAGCUUCAUGAAGGAAUGCCGAGAGGACUAUUACCCGGGAAGGCUGAGAUCCCAGGAGAGCUACAGCGAUAUGUCGAGUCAGAGCUUUAGUGAGACCCGAGGCAACAUCCCAGUAGCCAAAUACGAGGAGGAGGAGGAGGAGGAGGAAGGGGGCAUAGCCACUCAGCAGUGUCGGACCCGCCAUCCCAUCAGUUCCCUGAAGUACACCGAGAACAUGACACCUACAGAGCAGACCCCUCCGGGCUCCAUGGAGUCACUGGCCCUGUCUAAUGCAACAGGCCUGUCCGCAGAUGGUGGGGCCAAGCGCCAGGAGCACCUCUCCCGGUUUUCCAUGCCUGACCUCAGCAAAGACUCUGGAAUGAAUGUCUCCGAGAAGCUGAGCAACAUGGGCACGCUUAACUCGUCCAUGCAGUUCCGGAGCGCAGAGUCGGUUCGCAGCCUGCUCUCUGCCCAGCAGUACCAGGAGAUGGAGGGAAACCUCCAUCAGCUCGGCAACCCCAUUGGGUACAGAGACCUGCAGUCCCACGGCAGGCUGCAUCAGAGCUUUGAUUUUGAUGGGGGGAUGGCCAGCAGCAAGCUGCCAGGGCAGGAGGGCAUGAGGAUCCAGCCCAUGAGCGAACGCACGCGGAGGAGAAGUACCUCCCGCGACGAUGGUCGCCGCUUCCGACCUCACCGCUCCAGGCGUUCCCGGCGCUCUCGCUCGGACAACGCCCUGCACCUGGCCAGCGAACGCGAGGCCAUCUCUCGGUUAAAAGAAAGGCCCCCGCUCCGAGCCAGGGAGGACUACGACCAGUUCAUGCGCCAGCGGAGCUUCCAGGAGAGCCUGGGCCAAGGGUCCCGAAGGGACCUGUACGGCCAGUGCCCGAGAACGGUGUCAGACCUGGCUCUGCAGAAUGCCUUCGGGGAGCGCUGGGGACCCUACUUCGCCGAGUACGAUUGGUGUUCUACCUGCUCCUCCUCUUCGGAGUCCGACAACGAGGGCUAUUUCCUAGGAGAACCCAUCCCCCAGCCCGCCCGCCUGCGAUACGUCACGAGCGAUGAGCUGUUGCACAAAUACAGCUCCUAUGGGCUCCCCAAGUCUUCCACAUUAGGGGGCAGGGGACAGUUGCACAGCAGGAAAAGACAAAAGAGCAAAAACUGCAUCAUUUCCUAAUAGGCUUGGGGUCAGGGAAUGGGGGAAGAUGGGAGCUAAGAAUGUACAUUCAGAAACUUGCACUGUUUUCCAUUGUAAAGCGCUUUCGGGGUGGUGGCUAGAGGAGAAGAGGGAAAUGCUGGCCGUGGUGGAGGCAAGGUUAUAGACUGACUCAAUAGGUAGUCCCAGUUCUCGGCAUGUUGACUAUUAUUUGCACAUUUCACUUUGGAAACGCUAUAGACUCUGGAGGCCAGGGUUGGUCCCCUCCUUCCCGUCAGUCUGUGUUGAGUCGCCUUUCGCAAGAUGGCAAACUGUUUCCCGCUCGCUUAUAUCCUCUCUGGUUCUCUUACUUUUAGGACCCUUUUUCCAGUAAGUAAUUUGUUUAUUAGCCAGGACCCAAGACUAAGUUAUUUACAUGUCCAUUGUAAAUGCAAUGUAAAUGAGAGUUCUGAUAAAAUAUUUUUGUAUUUUGUAAUAUCAAAGGAAUUUCUAUAUCGUAGGACUCAGUGGAAAUUUGCAUGCACGCCCAGCGUUGUCUUUGAGUAGUACAUUCAGAGGCGGUCCAGGACCACCUUUUUUUUUUUUUUUUUUUUUUUAUACAAAUUUGUUACAUGUCAGUGAGACCUUUUUCAAAGGAGUUUAUUCAAUUUGACGUUUUGUGGCUGAAAAAAAAAAUUAACCAUUAUCACCCAAAGUAUUUUAUGCUCCAUUAUACCUUAAGGAGACAUCCUUAAGUCUGCUCCCGCCCUUGGUAGAAUUUCUUCUCUACAAAGUGAUAGUAAUUUUUUUUUUUUUAAUUGCAAACGUAACUUUUGCCAAUUAGAGAAACCAACCAGUGUCCGUAAACUCCCGUGAGCAACGCCGUCCCUGCUGGGAACAUUGAAGUUGCUUGCUGUUGAUCUGUCCCUUGGGGAAAAUGAAAGUGACUGUGAGUGGUACCCGUCGUGUGAUGUCAGCAUGACGUUGUUUUGAAUGUGGCAUUAUUUUCUGGUGCUCAUGUUUCCUGGAUUAUAUUAUCUGCUUUCCUUUACCAAGGCAGACAGAACAGCUGCCUUAGCCUGACAACCGGUUGUCCUCAGUGCAAAUGAACUUAAGCAAUAGACAUGUAGAAGGUCCUGCGGGGCUCUGGGAAGGACGGGGUGUUCUAGAUCGUACGUCAUGCGUGGAGAAGGAACAAGGGAAUUCGAAAGCAGAAAGCAGGUCAAGGGUAGAGACUGAAGGGGCAUAUGAAGGAAGGUCAGAGUAAAGAAGAGCUUCGGGAAAUGAAGUAGAGUGGGAGGUGACCGCUACCUUGAAUAACCACCCCCCCCCCACCCAGUGCUUGCAGAAAGAAUCCAGUUUAACACGCCCCGUAACCAGAGUGUCUGGGUAACCCAGGAAAGGGAGCAGCUUGGGAGAUUUCAGGGUGAUGGCUUUGAAGAGCAGAUGCUGUUCAAAGGGGGAUUUCCGUGUUGAACUUUGGGGACUGUUGGUCAGACAGAAAUUGGGCUCAAAAGUGAGUUUGCUUGAAGAAGACAUUUAACGGUUGUGUUGUUUAUAGUAAAAUAAAACUUCCUACCUUGCUUCAGUUCACAAUGAAGCCCUUGCUUUCUCUUCCAUUCUCCUCCUCCCUUGAAUGGAUUGUAGCAGUUGAAAUAAUCCAUCGGAGGACCCUCCUUUAGUAAGAUGUACUGUUGAUGUAGUACACGGUGUAACUCAGUGGCCAUCUGCCGUGGUGAGGUGAGCGUGGUCUCUUUUCAGUAUAGUAGUUAAUAUUUUCUAGUAUUUUUUUUAUGGAGAGAAUGUGAGAUGUGGCUUUUCAGACACCAUCCCAAAUGGGUCUGGGGAAAAGAAGGCUGUAAAGGACGUGGAAAUGGCACUCCAUUCAGGAUGUAUUAAAAUAAUUUGCUUUUCAGGUAUUAAUAUGACAUUUGUCAUUGUCACUGAUUUAAAAAAAAAAAAAGCAAUGCAAAUGUUGGUUGUGGCUGUUUUCCGCAUGCUAUCUUCAUAUCUAAAUGCUUCAUUACUUAUCCAAGCCUCCGGAGAAUUAACUCUAUUACGUUUGUAUAGUAAGUUUGUAAACUGCUUGGCAAAACUGAUUAAGAAACAAUGUGCAACACCAUGCUACUGAAGUGGCAGGUUUCUGGUAGAAAUCGGGCGAGUCCAAUUUGGAGUUUGGAGUUCCUUGAUUGAUGAGAAUGAAAAGGCAUUUUGGAAAAAGAAAAGAGAGACAAAAGUAGAUCGCUUAACAUAGCAAACAGCUGAAAAUCAUGUCUGUCCUCUGUGGCCUGGAAUCCAAUGAAAGAAAUUCUCCUGGUAAAAGCUGCUUUCUAAAUCCAUCCUCUCCAGAAGUACCCCCUUACUUUCCCCCCAUGAGGCUUGAGGCACCCUCCGCAGGAAGAAGAGGGUGGCCUGAAAUCGACCCGUAGCCACAUCCCAUGAAGGGGGUGGGAGGACUAAGCGAUUUCAGAGCUAGCUGCCCAGGGGGCGUCCGGCAGCUCAACUGGCCAGAGCAUGAAAUAUACUGAGAUGGAAGCCUCAGGGUCACACUGUUUCUAACCAAGGUCACUUCCGUGUGUUCCAUUGCGGCUUCUCCCCACCCCACACGCAGCCAGGCGCCUUUCAGACGAUGCCCACGAGGCUGGUUAAAUCAUCACAAAGGUGAUGGGACCUCCAAGUGAAUGCCCCGGAGAGAGCAAGAUGUCAUGGUCGUAGGAAUCCUACCUGUUCGUGAUGACUUACACCUAACAUCACAGAACUCCGUUCCUGAAAACUCAAUGUGUUCUCUUUGGAGGCAAGAACUUGGGAUCCUCAACUUAUCCCUCUGUCAUAACCAUGAGCUCUUCCUCGUCAAGUUUUGCCUGUGAGUGGGGCUUACACUCACCUCUUCCUAGAUCUCCUUGCAUCUUUGAUAGACCGUUCCAGAAAAGUAAUUUUUCCUAGUUCCCUCUCAUCUCUAAUACCUUGGGUUUGCUUUUUCUACCUCUCUUCAUAUAGGUCCUCUUGGCUUUUGGUGAAAAUGACCACUUUGGUUUUCAGGUCGUUUCUUAUCGCUGCUCAACUCAGUGGCAACAGAACGGGCUCUUUUCCAGGAAGAAGUAGCCAUUGACGGUUUCCUGAAUGCCCCUGCCAAUACAUAUGACCCUCGAUACUGUGAAAGAUUUUUUAGCAGCCUGGUGGCAUGGAGGGUGGCGUUUAGGUACCCUUCCUUCUGUCCUAUAGUUCCGUGAAGGUGAAUGAGGUGAGGGAAAGCAGUACCAUGCUCCCAGGUCCUGCGCAGGUUCAAGGCAGGUAGAGUUGUUGGAUUGUUGUUGGUUGUUGGUUCUUUCUACAUUCACCUUCUCAUCACUAGUCCUUCCCUUCUGUCCUCAGCCAGCCCAGUGAACAAGCAGUUUUGUCUUUCCAGGAGGGGACCACAAGACAGCUCUUGCUCUUUCUCUCUCCCCAUUCUGUAGGAUGCUUUUGCACUGCAGCAAACUGUAUUUCCUUCUCCUGCGGUGGUUUUCCACUUCUUGGGUCCCCCUCACCAUCGCUGAGUUCAGGUGCGGCCAACGAUGACACAGACAUAGCACACGCUCUCCCAUUCCUGCAGCGCGGCUGGUAAAGCCAGUGAAUCUCACCACACUCUCCCAGGGAGCGUGGAUGCAGUCUCAGAAAUCUUUGUGACGCUCCAAGCACCCAGGAUCAGUGGGUUAGAACUGAGGUCAUUUGAUAACAAAUCUCAUUUGGGAACUGAUUUUUAUCUGUCUUUCCAUCAUUUGCCGUUGGCCCCAAAUGGCACACCAACCUUGUAGGAAGCAUCAUUCGUAAAUGACUGUGAGAGCCCCCAAUUCCUUUGUGGAUGCUAAAAGUGGAGGCUGACUUCUUAAAGCAAAACAAAGACAAAUCCCUUGGGCCUCCUUCUGCAUUCCCAUGUUCUUGGCCAAUUAUUACAAGCAGCCUUCUGUUCAUCGUUUUGCAGAGGUCAGAUAAGAGGCCAUCUUAUUCUUCGUCUAAUCCCACCUUCUAACCAGAAAUAACACAAAUAUUUAAAUUCCAAGGAGAAGUGCUCUUUGUGUGUUUCUGUCUAACAGAAACCAGAUGCUAAUGCCUAAGACAGAGGAUCUAUCUAUGACCAGAGGAGAGUGGGAAAUGAAACCAGUUAUCUAUUUCAUGCCAGAAGAGUUGCUGUUAGCAACCGUUUAGCACCUUCAAGGCUUUGAAAUGGGCUCUACGGACAGCCUUCCAGCUGUAGGACUCAGCAAAACCUCCUGAUUUUGAAGGCGGCUUCAGAUUGCCGCCUUUUGAGGUACAUCUCUCAAAGCACAAGGGAAGUAGAAAUGAAGCCAGCUUUGCCUCGCCUCCAGUGCUGGGUCCCUUGGGGCCAUCAGCAGACACUGGGGCUUGUCUUGUCUGGCCACUUGGAAGCAGUUGUCAAGGUUAGGACCAAGAAAGGAUUGGAUUCCUUUUCCAUUUUCUCAUAACAGUAGCCCAGUCAACACAAGACUGCCAUAAACCAUGACUCACUGUUGGGAGCGAUACUCUUUUAUAAGCUUACUUCCUGCUGACAAAGCUAGCUUUCCCCAAGGGGAAUUUAAAAAGGAGGGAGCAAAGUCACAUCGUGUAGGAAAACAUUUCUGGUGAUUGAGAUAUGAUGAAUCUGAAGGAUAGAAAAAAGAAUUGUUCUAUCCUGGCAGUUUUCAGAGACAUCCCUUCACCCUACUGGGCAUUUGGCCAUCCGUGUUCAAUAGGUCACUGACCCACCUUUUUAAGAUUUUUUGGAGAGAGUUACCCACUAGUAAGGUCUGUUCUCCAGCCUCUGGUUAAUACUCCCGUGUUUCCCUAAAGCAUUUUGGUUCUACGAUGGGCCCUGACUUAACAUUCUAAGGUCUACAAGUCCUUCAUUUUCCUUAGGAAAUAAGGACUUUGACAGUUUUCCCUCUCCUAAACACAUUCUUUCCUGCACAGGAUUGCUUUGCCCAUCUCGUGCUUUAACUCCAAGUGCAUAAACAAAACCUCAGAGGGUCUGAGAAGGUGAGGCAGGCCAGACUCUGUGUUGUUUGUCGAGUGUCAAGCUUUUUGUAAAGAAGGUCUGCAACGGGCCUUUGGUGUGGGCUCUGCCAGAGACUGUUGUGAACACUUUGCUUGAGAUCCGUGCCCUGUAAAAUGGAUAUGUUUUACUGAUGUCUGUAAUACAUUUGUAAACUUCCAAUAAAAUUUGAAUAAAAGAAAUGUUGCCAAUCUUCUCA
Molecule: messenger RNA, 8942 nt
Organism: Lontra canadensis (Northern American river otter)
Lineage: Eukaryota; Metazoa; Chordata; Mammalia; Carnivora; Mustelidae
Gene: PRICKLE2
Product: prickle planar cell polarity protein 2
Exons: 8
Coding region: 1219-3756 (845 amino acids)
Molecular function (GO): zinc ion binding
Source: RefSeq, a predicted model, not a curated record